Messenger RNA from Cicer arietinum (chickpea), 905 nucleotides. RefSeq lists its product as uncharacterized. NCBI's taxonomy places the organism in Eukaryota, Viridiplantae, Streptophyta, Magnoliopsida, Fabales, Fabaceae. The record is from RefSeq and is a predicted model, not a curated record.
UCUCACUUCACCCCUUAUAAAUAAUCAUAACCUCCCACUUUACAAUUAUUAUCUCAUUACAUACGUUUUAGAUUUCAUCAUUCUUUUAAGACUUUAAUAUAUUACAUACAUACAUAAGCGCUUAUUUUUAUAUAUCAAAGAGAAUCUGUUGUUCAUUAGACUUUAAUUAAUUAAGAAAAUGGGAAACUGUUGCACAGCACCGUCGUCAAUGGAGUGGUGUGGAGAUGAUUGGGAAUCUUUGAAGUCUAACCAAACGUUGAAGAAAUCAAAGUCAUGUUCAUCGUCAAGCAAGGUAUUUGACGAAUCUCAUCUUGCUCAAUCUCAACGGAAUUUGUGUUUAGGGAACAUAGUAGAUCACAAAAAUAAUAGUAAUAAGGAGAAGCUAUUAGGAAAGUUGAGAGCUUCUUGUGAUGCCAAUGGAAAGGUGACAUUGAAGAUUUCAAGGGAUGAGCUUGCUGAACUAUUGGGAGAGAUACAGAACAUUAAUAAUAAUAAUCAACAACAACCGCAGCAGAUGACGAUGAUGAAGAAGAAGAAGCAAUUAGCUUCUGCAGAACAAGUUCUUUGUCGGUUAAUAAAAAAAGCUAGAGAUCAUGAAAUUGCAAACAACCAUCAUCACAGUCAUUGGAAACCUGUGCUAGAGACUAUUCCUGAAUGUUAAUUACUUAAUUCCUAAGCUUAAUUAGUUUAAUAGUGCUAGCUAGUUAGCUCAAUGGUUCAUUGACCAUAUUUUUAUUUUUAUUUUCUUCUCAACUUUUCAUAUAAUUAGAUGUAUAGAGGUUUGUGUAGUAAUUGUGUAUAUGAUCUGCAAGCGAAGUGCUUUUUUUUGUAGAAUUGAUUCAGCUAGCUAGCUCAUCCAAAACAUUAUUGUUACUGUAAUUUAUUUCCUCUCUCUUUGGAAUUCA